Molecule: messenger RNA, 1031 nt
Organism: Euleptes europaea (tarantolino)
Lineage: Eukaryota; Metazoa; Chordata; Lepidosauria; Squamata; Sphaerodactylidae
Product: transmembrane protein 68-like
Exons: 7
Coding region: 39-1031 (330 amino acids)
Cellular component (GO): membrane
Molecular function (GO): acyltransferase activity
Source: RefSeq, a predicted model, not a curated record
CCGCGGCAGAGGCUCCCUCCGUCCGGAACGGCGAGAGUAUGAUAGGCCGGAAUGAAUCCUGCAGCUCAGAACAGAUACCAAUGUCUUACGUCACUUGCUUGCUGUACAUACUAGAAGAAUGGACUGGUGUGCAGCGCUUGGAAGAUUACCUGAAUUAUGUAGCGUACCUUUUGUGGCUGUUUGCGCCUCUCAUUGUGUCUUUCAUCCUUCCCGGACUUCUCCUCCUCCUCCUCUAUGUUAGCGUGAUCAUCCUUCAUAUUUAUAAGAGACGGACUGACCUAAAAGAGGCUUAUUCCAAUGAUUUCUGGGAUGGCGCAAGGCAAAUGCUGGGAACUCUAUGGUAUGGGCAUGCCAGGAUAUGGAAUGGCUAUGAGGUGCACGGCCUCGAAAAAAUACCAGAUGGCCCUGCGCUUAUUGUCUUUUACCACGGAGCGACUCCAAUCGACUUCUUCUAUUUCAUGGCCACCAUCCUGAUCAGGAAGAAGAGGAUCUGCCACAUUGUGGCCGAUCACUUUGUCUUUUCGAUUCCAGGUUUUAAACUCUUGCUUGACGUGUUCAGUGUUAAGCAUGGAUCGCAGGAGGAGUGCGUGAAAGCACUAAGGAACGGCGACUUGCUGGCCAUUGCUCCGGGAGGAGUUCGGGAAGCCCUCUUCAGUAACGAGCACUACCCCAUGAUAUGGGGAAACCGGAAAGGGUUUGCUCAAGUGGCUAUCGAUGCGAAAGUGCCCAUCAUUCCGAUGUUCACACAAAAUGUUCGGGAAGGAAUUCGAUCACUUGGCGGAAUAAAAUUAUUUAGGUUGAUAUAUGAAUAUCUCCGUUUGCCCAUCGUCCCGCUGUAUGGAAAUUUUCCUAUCAAACUGCGCACCUUUCUUGGGGAGCCGAUUCCGUAUCAGCCCAAAGUAACUGCUGAGGAACUGGCAGAACAGGCAAAGAGUGCAGUCCAGUCUUUAAUAAACAAACAUCAGAAGCUGCCUGGGAAUGUUUUCAGAGCUCUAACAGAACGAUUUAUAAUACGGAAAAAAGAAGAUUAA